Molecule: messenger RNA, 1082 nt
Organism: Phaethon lepturus (White-tailed tropicbird)
Lineage: Eukaryota; Metazoa; Chordata; Aves; Phaethontiformes; Phaethontidae
Gene: BRF2
Product: BRF2, RNA polymerase III transcription initiation factor 50 kDa subunit
Biological process (GO): transcription initiation at RNA polymerase II promoter; transcription preinitiation complex assembly
Cellular component (GO): transcription preinitiation complex; nucleus
Molecular function (GO): TBP-class protein binding; RNA polymerase II general transcription initiation factor activity
Source: RefSeq, a predicted model, not a curated record
AGGUGGCGUAUUCCCAGAGCACUGGCCAGAAAGAGCAGCAGAGCCGCUGCUUGCAGCGAGGGAUCAGGCGGGUCCAGGAUCUCUGUAAAGUCCUCCAGCUCCCAACAGUGUUUGAGGAAACGGCGGUGUCGUACUUCCAGAGAGCUCUGCAGCACCCCUCCUUCCACCUGGUCAGUCUGGAGAAGAAGGAGCUCCUGGGGGGCUGCUGCGUCUUCGUGACUUGUCGACAGCACAACUGGCCCCUGACGAUGGGGACGAUCUGCUCCCUCCUUUACGCGAAGCAGGAGCUGUUUGCCAGCGUCUACCUGAGCCUUCAGAAAGACCUUGGGCUCUCUGUGCCAGCCCUGAGCCUGGCCGAUCUGGUGAAGACACACCUGAACAGUUUUCGGCUCUUCCAGCAUGCAGCUGACGUCCCUGCCCCGUUUUUGGAGGACAAAGAGAAGAUGGUCACCCGAACAAUGCAGGUCGUGGAGCUGGCUAGUGAGACGUGGCUGGUCACUGGCCGGCACCCUGUUCCCAUUGUCACAGCUGCAGCCUUCCUGUCAUGGCAGUCGCUGCAGCCUGCUGCCCGCCUCACCUGCACUUUUGCGCGGUUCUGCAAGCUGGCGGGUGUUGACCUGCCGCCACCGGCACAUCUGAGGCUGAAGGAGCUUCUUGAGAUUCUCCUGAGAAUGGCCUCCCAGCUAGCUUGGCUGAGGGUAUUUAACCUGGACAAGAAAACUGUGGUCAAGCACAUCGGGGACCUGCUGCAACACCGAAAAGUCUCCUUCUCCCUGGAGGAUGGGGAGGAGCAGCGUGCCACCGCCCCGGGCGAGGGCUCCGCGGCUGAGGGCUCCCCCGGCUCUCCUCUGGCGGCGGGAGCAGCAGCACAGGAGGAGGACUGUCCCUCGGUAGGGAAGCGCCCGAGGCCCUUGCUGCCGCCAUGCCUUAUCAAUCCGAGGAAGAGACUGCGGACGGCAGCCCUGAGCGCUUCAGACUCUGCCAUCACCGGCGACGAGCCCAUCUCCGACAGUGAAAUCGAGCAGUACCUGCGGGGCCCGGAAGAGAUCCGGGCCUUCAGGAAGGCCAAGGCCUGGCCGUGA